UAAAUCAAUAAAAACUAAAGUCCUAAAACACUUAAAUGGGAAUAGAUUAAUAAAAUAUCCUUCAGAUUUUAGCGUAUUUUAUGCAUACACGAUUUUUUAAAAAAUGUUAGAAGUUAAAUGGGUAAUAACAGCUAUUUACAGCAGUCAGAUUGGUUUCAAUAUAUCACAAUAUUGCAAUAUAACAUAAAACAAUUUUGUCACAUAAAUCGGUAGAAAGAUUAUUAAUGUCAACUAAGAAGAGAUAUUUCACUAGUUAAAUCAAGAUUAUGGUCAAAUUCAAGGUAUUUAUUUUUUACAGUGUAGUCUGAAUAAUUAGUAUUAAGUAAACAGUGGACAUGUGUUUGGUAAUUGGUUGCUAUGUUACACCUCAAGACAACAAACCGGAUCUGCUGACCACUAGGCUUCCUUUUAAAGUUAAAGUUACUUCUGUCUAUGUUAGCCGAAAUUUUAUACUUUUUACGAAAAGUCUCCAAUAUGUCGUCCGCUGCCCCCGUGCGUAAGAUCCACUUCGGGAGCACGCAGGAGAGAAGGUUUGUGCCGUUCAGUUAUCCCCCAAACCGACUGGGAAACGAGUACGCGCGGCACACUGCGCCCAACGUGGGACCGGGCAGCUACGAGAACCACCAGUAUGGCUCUAUCGUGUAUGACCUAGAAAAAACUCCCAUGAGUCAAAAAGGCUAUGGACUCUCAGCCAGGACUGCAAAGCGCUUUCCAACUGUCAGCAAGAGCGUGUCUCCCUCCCCUCAGCAGUACCAGCCGAAUCAGGCCUUGUCCCGAAUCAUCCCUCCUGGAAAUGCGCCGUUUAACUCCACAGCCCAGAGGUUUAAAAUGGGGCCGGGCUCUGCAGAACAGAACCCCGGCCCUGGCACUUACAGUGUACAUGGCACAGAGGCGCACAGGAGGGUGAGAUGGCCCAUGUGCUUCGGGAGUCCAGACUGGAACAGACUGCCUCAGCUGGACAAGACGUCACUCAGGGUCAAGAUGCCCACAGAAAAGGAGUUUCUGAAGCAGAGGGGCCGACUGGCCUACCUCAGUCUGUACUAUUGACACUGUAACAUAAAGUUUU
Boleophthalmus pectinirostris (great blue-spotted mudskipper) is the source of this 1066-nucleotide messenger RNA. Its product is annotated as protein pitchfork. NCBI's taxonomy places the organism in Eukaryota, Metazoa, Chordata, Actinopteri, Gobiiformes, Gobiidae. Gene Ontology annotation, biological process: regulation of cell projection organization. Gene Ontology annotation, molecular function: cytoskeletal protein binding. The transcript has 5 exons. The record is from RefSeq and is a predicted model, not a curated record. Bases 433 to 1047 code for a protein of 204 amino acids. Gene Ontology annotation, cellular component: ciliary basal body.